Molecule: messenger RNA, 1414 nt
Organism: Drosophila eugracilis
Lineage: Eukaryota; Metazoa; Arthropoda; Insecta; Diptera; Drosophilidae
Gene: sqd
Product: RNA-binding protein squid
Exons: 8
Coding region: 157-1197 (346 amino acids)
Biological process (GO): regulation of gene expression
Cellular component (GO): nucleoplasm
Molecular function (GO): RNA binding
Source: RefSeq, a predicted model, not a curated record
ACACGCUGUCGUUUGCAUUUGUCAUUUUCCGGUCGUCAUCUCAUUCGUUCGCGCGACUUUUUGGCGAGUGUGUAAUAAUCAACGGUUCUGUUUUAAGCAAACGAAAUUUGCGCUAUUUAGCCCCAUUAAAUUAGUAAAUCAAAAGAAAAACACAAAAUGGCCGAGAACAAGCAAGUGGAUAGCGAGAUGAACGGCGAGGACUUCACCAAGGACGUGACGGCAGACGGACCUGGAUCCGAAAAUGGGGAUGGGGCCGCCGCCGCCGCCGGUUCGACCAAUGGCAGUUCGGACAACCAAUCGGGAGCAUCCGGCCAGCGGGACGACGACAGAAAACUGUUUGUUGGUGGUCUGAGCUGGGAAACGACUGAAAAGGAACUCCGCGAUCACUUUGGCAAAUAUGGUGAGAUUGAGAGCAUCAAUGUUAAGACAGAUCCCCAGACUGGAAGGUCAAGAGGAUUUGCCUUCAUCGUGUUCACAAAUACCGAGGCCAUUGACAAGGUUAGCGCCGCCGAUGAGCACAUAAUCAACAGCAAAAAGGUCGACCCCAAGAAGGCCAAGGCCAGGCACGGCAAGAUCUUUGUCGGCGGUCUGACCACAGAGAUUACCGAUGAGGAGAUCAAGACCUACUUCGGACAGUUCGGCAACAUCGUUGAGGUUGAGAUGCCAUUCGACAAGCAAAAGUCGCAGCGCAAGGGCUUCUGUUUCAUCACCUUCGAUUCAGAGCAGGUGGUCACGGAUCUGCUUAAGACGCCCAAACAGAAGAUCGCCGGCAAGGAGGUCGAUGUUAAGAGGGCAACGCCCAAGCCAGAGAACCAAAUGAUGGGCGGUAUGCGAGGAGGACCACGCGGUGGUAUGCGUGGCGGACGCGGUGGCUACGGAGGACGUGGUGGCUACAACAACCAGUGGGACGGACAGGGAUCCUACUCGGGAUAUGGCGGUUAUGGAGGAUAUGGUGCCGGUGGCUAUGGCGACUACUAUACCGGCGGCUACUAUAAUGGAUAUGACUACGGUUAUGACGGCUACGGCUACGGCGGCGGCUUUGAGGGUAACGGCUACGGCGGCGGCGGUGGUGGCAAUAUGGGCGGUGGUCGCGGUGGACCCCGCGGCGGCGGCGGCCCCAAAGGCGGCGGUGGCGGUUUUAACGGUGGCAAACAGCGUGGCGGCGGUGGACGCCAACAGCGGCAUCAGCCCUACUAAAAUGGGGCACGGGGCGUGGGCAUUGGGUAUCUCGCAUUCUCCAGAUAACUGCAAACUAUUUGAAUUUUACCUAGUUUAGUUUGUUAUGCAUUACUACAAAAACAACACACCUCUACAAAAAGAAAAGAAAAGAAAAGAAAACCCCAUAUAUACGCAGUUGUAUAUAUACAGAAAGAAAAAAAAAAGAAACAUGUAUAGACUGGCUGGCUGGGAGCAA